Peronospora belbahrii is the source of this 1431-nucleotide messenger RNA. Lineage: Eukaryota; Oomycota; Peronosporomycetes; Peronosporales; Peronosporaceae. The record is from the annotation of a GenBank genome assembly.
AUGGAUGAUGACGAGCCAUCGCGUUUAGUCCCGUCAACAGCUUUAGAGCCACUACCAGACGUUCUACUGACUGUUGCAGUACAUCCAAAUGACACUGAAGAUACUUCACUAGUUUCUACUUCAAUAUCUGAUACCAAAACAAAUCUAUGGAAAGAACGCGGUAGCAAGAAUCUAACGUACGAGGAACGUCGGUCUAUGCUUGAUUUUCUCAUGAAGAGACGUGUAGAAGGCACGUCAAAGCUCAUACGUCAUGCUGUAACCGAUGCUGCAAUGGAAUUCUCCGUUGAUCGACGGACUGUUUCAAGAUUAUGGAAACGAGCAGUCCAGAGUCUUGAAAAUGGCGAUCAUGUGUGUGAUGUUGCAUCACGUAAAGCUGGACGACGUGGUCGUCGGAAACGAGAUUGGUCAGCGGAAUUAGAACGUGUGAAAGAAAUACCAUUGGCUCAACGAGGUUCAAUACGAGCUCUCGCGACGGCAGUUGGGAUUCCCAAGACGACACUUUACGAAUUGCUGAAGGAGGAUGGACGUCCGACUAUUAACGCGAUCAAACCGUCACUUACAGAUAAGAAUCGACUUGAACGACUUCGAUAUUGUGUCGAGAAAGUACGACCCAAUGGUCUUUUUCAUGAUAUGCACAAUGUUGUGCAUAUUAAUAUGAAGUGGUUCUCACUUCCUAGAGACAAAAGGACUAAAGUUAUGGUCAUGGCAGCGGUUGCGAGACCACAAUGGAAUCCACACAAGAAGGGGUACUUUGACGGCAAGAUUGGUACGUGGCCGUUUUUGCGAGAAGAAUUGCAAACUAGUGACACAGGUAUCAAGUCUCUACAGCAGAGAUCAGAGCAGACAUUUGUUGCGUUAGAGACAGUGACAAAAGACGAUGUCCAGCGUAUGAUCACGGAACUGAUUGUCCCGGCCAUUCGGUCAAAAAUGCCAGUGCACCUCAUGCAUGGUCCUAUUUACAUUCAGCAAGAUAGCGCAAAGAUUCGGUGCUCUAGUGAUACGACGUUUGCUGAAGAAGGACGAAAAGAAGGCUGGAACAUCCAAAUGCAGCACCUCCCGCCGUAUUCUCCGGACUUUGCCGUGAUGGAUAGCGCACUAUUCAAGCCGGUCCAGGCUGCACUAAAAGCAUUGCCUCCUUCUUCUCUUGCAGAAUCUGUGUCUGGACUUACGGUACUGAUCUCUAGUGUGGAGCAAGGAUUUGCUUUGCUGACGAAAGAUCAAAUCAACGACGCGUUUUUGUCGUUACAAAAGGCUAUGGAAUGUACGAUGCGAGUCCAAGGCUCCAACACGUAUGAGCUUGGCCCCACUAGCAAGGAACAACUUCAACUUGAGGGCAGUCUACCUGUGAGCAUAUUGUGCGACCCUGAUGCAAUAUUUGCGUGUAGAGCUGUGCUUGAUGAUGCAACCGCGGAAAUAUUUGAAACUGCGUAA